Messenger RNA from Cynocephalus volans (Philippine flying lemur), 4000 nucleotides. RefSeq lists its product as uncharacterized. The transcript has a single exon. The record is from RefSeq and is a predicted model, not a curated record. Gene Ontology annotation, biological process: virion assembly; proteolysis. Gene Ontology annotation, molecular function: aspartic-type endopeptidase activity; RNA-DNA hybrid ribonuclease activity; nucleic acid binding. The annotation marks the transcript as partial. Lineage: Eukaryota; Metazoa; Chordata; Mammalia; Dermoptera; Cynocephalidae.
GGAGGUAAGCUGGCCAGCAGUCGUUCUGUGUCUCGUUUCUGUGUCUCGUCUCUGUGUCUGACUCAGUGAUUUCGACUGUCUUUUCUGAGCGCGCGCAUUUUGGUUUCAGUUUGUUCCGGGUUAGUCGCUCUGGGAGCGAAGUGCGGGUAGCGAACAGACGUGUUCGGGGGCUCGCCACCCGGCAAUCCUGGGAGACGUCCCAGGAUCAGGGGAGGACCAGGGACGCCUGGUGGACCCCUUGGCAGAGGAUUAUUGUGCUUUGGUCUCACCGCGUCUCGGGAGGCGCGCUCUGCCAUCGGACUCUUUCUUCUAUUUCUACGGCACUCGGUCUCGUCGCCGUUUCUGGUUUCUUUUUGUCUUAGUUGUGAUAGGUCUUUGCGUCGUCGUUCCCCUAUUGGAAAUUUUCGAGAUGGGGCAAAGUGCCCUUACGCCCCUCUCCCUUACUCUAGAUCAUUGGAAAGAUGUCAAAGCCAGGGCUCACAAUCUGUCCAUGGAGAUCAAAAAAGGAAAAUGGCAGACUUUCUGUUCGUCUGAGUGGCCCACAUUCGGCGUAGGUUGGCCGCCAGAGGGAACCUUUGAUCUUACUGUCAUUUUUGCAGUUAAAAAGAUUGUUUUUCAGGAGACCGGAGGACACCCGGACCAGGUUGCCUGUGUCGUGGUAUGGCAAGACCUCGCCCAGAAUCCCCCUCCCUGGGUGCCACCCUCCAGCAAAGUCGCUGUUGUUUCGGGAUCAGAAAAUACUCAAAGGCCACCUACAAGGAAGCCUUCCGCCCCUCCCCAACCCCCCGUCCUCCCGACACCAGAUGACCUAUUUUCUCUCUCUGAAACCCCACCUUACCCGGCGGCUCCGCUGCCCCCUCUGGCCCCUCAGGGAAACAGAUCGGCACCAGGCCGAGCGCCCGGUGAUCCUAGCCCUGAGGGACCGGCUGCGGGGACUAGGAGCCGCCAACCUCGCAGUCCGAGAGACGGCUCCGGUCCUGACUCCACCGUAGCUUUGCCCCUCCGAGCCAUAGGGCCCCCAGCUGAGCCUAAUGGCUUGGUCCCUCUACAGUAUUGGCCUUUUUCCUCAGCAGAUCUUUACAAUUGGAAGUCUAACCACCCGUCUUUUUCUGAAAAACCAGCAGGACUCACGGGACUUCUUGAGUCCCUUAUGUUCUCUCACCAGCCCACUUGGGACGAUUGCCAACAGCUACUCCAGAUCCUCUUCACCACUGAAGAGCGAGAAAGGAUUCUUCUGGAGGCCCGCAAGAACGUUCUCGGGGACAACGGGGCCCCUACACAACUCGAGAACCUCAUUAAUGAGGCCUUCCCCCUCAAUCGACCUCAAUGGGAUUACAACACGGCCGAAGGUAGGGAGCGUCUUCUGGUCUACCGCCGGACUCUAGUGGCAGGUCUCAAAGGGGCAGCCCGGCGCCCCACCAAUUUGGCUAAGGUAAGAGAGGUCUUGCAGGGACCGGUAGAACCCCCCUCGGUUUUCUUGGAACGCCUGAUGGAGGCAUAUAGGAGAUACACUCCGUUUGACCCCUCUUCUGAGGGACAGCAGGCGGCAGUUGCAAUGGCCUUCAUCGGACAGGCAGCCCCAGAUAUCAAGAAAAAGUUGCAGAGGCUAGAGGGGCUCCAAGAUUAUUCCUUACAAGAUUUAGUGAGAGAGGCAGAAAAGGUGUACCACAAGAGAGAGACAGAAGAGGAAAAACAAGAAAGAGAAAAAAGAGAGACAGAAGAGAGAGAGAGACGGCGCGAUAGGCGCCAAGAAAAAAACUUGACUAGGAUUUUGGCCGCAGUGGUAGGUGAAAGAGGGUCUAGAGAUAGGCAGACAGGGAACCUGAGCAACCGGGCAAAGAAAACACCUAGGGAUGGAAGACCCCCUCUAGACAAAGACCAAUGCGCGUACUGUAAAGAGAAGGGUCACUGGGCAAGAGAAUGUCCCCGGAAAAAGAACAUCAGAGAAGCCAAGGUUCUAUCCCUAGAUGACUAGGGGAGUCGGGGUUCGGACCCCCUCCCCGAACCUAGGGUAACACUGACUGUGGAGGGGACCCCCAUCGAGUUUCUGGUCGAUACCGGGGCUGAACAUUCGGUGUUGACCCAACCCAUGGGGAAGGUAGGGUCCAGGCGGACAGUCGUAGUAGGAGCGACCGGCAGCAAAGUCUACCCCUGGACCACACAGAGACUUUUAAGGGUCGGACAUAAGCAAGUGACCCAUUCCUUUUUGGUCAUACCUGAGUGCCCUACUCCUCUGUUGGGCCGGGACAUCCUGACCAAACUAAAAGCUCAAAUCCAGUUUUCUACAGAGGGCCCACAAGUAACAUGGGGAGAUCACUCUACCAUGUGCUUGGUCCUAAACCUAGAAGAAGAAUACCGGCUGUAUGAAAAGCCGGCCUCUCCCUCCAUCGACCCAUCCUGGCUCCAACUUUUUCCCACCGUAUGGGCAGAAAAGACAGGUAUGGGACUGGCCAAUAACGUCCCACCAGUAGUAGUAGAGCUGAAAUCGGGUGCCUCACCGGUGGCCGUCCGACAGUAUCCAAUGACUAAAGAAGCCCGGGAAGGCAUCAGACCCCACAUCCAAAGGUUCUUAGACCUAGGGGUCUUAGUGCCCUGCCAGUCGCCCUGGAACACCCCUCUGCUACCAGUAAAAAAGCCAGGGACCAAUGACUAUCGGCCAGUCCAAGACUUGAGAGAAAUUAACAAAAGGGUGCAAGACAUUCAUCCCUCAGUCCCAAAUCCAUACAGCCUCCUGAGUUCCCUUCCGCCUAGUCACACUUGGUACUCAGUCCUGGAUCUCAAGGAUGCCUUUUUUUGCCUCAGACUACACCCCAACAGCCAGCCACUGUUCGCGUUCGAGUGGAGAGACCCAGAAAAAGGUAACACAGGUCAGCUGACCUGGACACGGCUGCCACAGGGGUUCAAAAACUCUCCCACUCUCUUCGACGAGGCCCUCCACCGAGAUUUAACUCCUUUUAGGGCUCUCAACCCCCAGGUCACAUUACUCCAAUAUGUGGACGACCUCCUGGUGGCGGCUCCCACAUAUGAAGGCUGCAAAAAAGGGACACAGAAGCUCUUGCAGGAACUGAGUAAGUUGGGGUACCGGGUAUCAGCUAAAAAGGCCCAGUUAUGCCAGAAAGAGGUCACCUAUUUGGGGUACCUGCUCAAGGAGGGAAAAAGAUGGCUGACCCCGGCCCGGAAAGCUACAGUUAUGAAGAUCCCUACUCCCACAACCCCCAGGCAGGUCCGCGAAUUUCUGGGUACUGCCGGAUUCUGCAGGCUCUGGAUUCCUGGGUUUGCUUCCCUGGCUGCACCCUUGUACCCCCUGACAAGGGAAAACAUUCCUUUUACCUGGACUGAGGAGCAUCAAAAGGCUUUUGACCACAAAAAAAAAGCCUUGCUGUCUGCCCCCGCCUUGGCUCUCCCAGACCUCACCAAACCAUUUACUCUAUACGUAGAUGAAAGAGCCGGUGUAGCCCGAGGAGUGCUUACUCAGACCCUAGGACCAUGGCGACGGCCAGUAGCUUAUCUAUCAAAAAAACUGGAUCCAGUGGCCAGUGGGUGGCCAACCUGCCUAAAAGCGGUUGCUGCAGUGGCACUCCUCCUCAAAGACGCUGAUAAGUUAACCUUGGGGCAAAAUGUGACUGUGAUUGCUUCCCACAGCCUCGAAAGUAUUGUGCGGCAGCCCCCCAAUCGGUGGAUGACCAAUGCCAGAAUGACUCAUUACCAGAGUUUGCUGCUAAACGAAAGGAUAUCUUUCGCGCCCCCUGCUGUCCUGAACCCAGCUACCCUACUACCAGUCGAGUCAGAAUCCACCCCAGUACACCAAUGCUCAGAAAUCCUUGCUGAAGAAGCUGGGACUCGACGGGACCUGAAGGACCAGCCAUUGCCCGGAGUGCCUGCCUGGUAUACAGACGGUAGCAGCUUCAUUGUGGAAGGUAAGCGGAGAGCAGGGGCCGCCAUCGUAGAUGGCAAACGGACGGUAUGGGCAAGCAGCCUGCCAGAAGGGACAUCAGCCCAG